UCGCGUACAGCGCUGACCUCACUGAACACUGAGCUGAAGCGCAACGACAGGCGCAGUUUCUCACCAUUCAUCUGCCCUCAGAUGUUGGAUGCGCGGCCGGAGACUCACAUCACUGGGCACAGUGUCAGAAAGAGGAGAUUCUAGCUUAAAUAAAUAUGAAAUAACGACAGAAGGGGAAUUUAUAUCUAAAGCGGCGUGUUUCCUCAUCUGGGUCAGCUACGUGAGUUUUUUUCGUUGAAGAGUUCGGCUUUCGCCCUUCGAAAAACUGGAUUAAUUUUAAUUAUGAGUUUAAUAUUACUCGCUACGUUUUCGCAAAGGGAUGAUUAAAAAAACCGUGACCAGAUCUCUCGCGUCAGUCCACUUUUAACAACAGGAAUAUGGCAAAAAAUAUUAUAGACGUCCCAAGGGAUGAUUUAAGUAAGAUAUCGGAUGAAGAACUGCUUAAAUGUAGCAAAGAGGAGCUGCUUAGGAGACUCCGGAAAGUGGAUAGUGAAAAGAUUAACUUGAUGGUGGAACACGGGAACAUGAUGAAGGACGUCAACCGGAGAUUACAAGUGCAUCUCCACGAAAUACGGAGCUUGAAGGAGGUCAACCAGAAACUGCAAGAAGACAACCAGGAGCUUAGAGAACUGUGCUGUUUCUUGGAUGAUGAUCGGCAGAAAGGGAAGAAGCUGUCCAGGGAAUGGCAGAGAUUUGGCAGGUACACUGCCAGUGUUAUGUUGAAGGAGGUUGGUGUAUUCCAGCAAAAACUGAAAGAUCUAGAAACCAACCAGGAGAGUGUGAUGAAAGAGAAUGUGGAGCUGAAGGAGAUCAUCCUUAUGUUAGAUGAUGAGCGGAAUGGAGCCGGAUCCAGGAGCUCCAUAGACAGCCAGUCCAGUCUGACCAAUCUGAACGGAGGUUCUGCUACUGUGAGGGAUGUUGGAGACGGUAGCAGUACCUCUAGCACGGGCAGUGCUGGAAGCCCUGAUCACCACCACAGCCAUAUUCACAAACCUUCAGAGGGAAAGAUAAUGUCUAUCAGGAGGUCUAUGGAUGAUCUAUCAACCAACCAUCUUCUCAGAAGCAUACCGAAUGGGCUCAAUGAUUCAUCUUCAAGCUUACAUCCGCCAACUUGAGACUAAAGUCGGAUUUUAGAGGAUGACAACAAGCAAGUG
Molecule: messenger RNA, 1154 nt
Organism: Cyprinus carpio (common carp)
Lineage: Eukaryota; Metazoa; Chordata; Actinopteri; Cypriniformes; Cyprinidae
Product: coiled-coil domain-containing protein 85C-A-like
Exons: 2
Coding region: 378-1115 (245 amino acids)
Source: RefSeq, a predicted model, not a curated record